AGGAUCGCAGUGUGGCGUCGUUGUCUCUCUCGCCCUCACACACACACACACACACACAGGUGCCUCUCUACUCUGUUCUACACGGCUCACAUCUUCUAACACCUCUGUGCAUUUAAAAAAAAGAAAGGGGGGUUUUCAGAAACGACGAACACGCCUUCUUUUCGAGUUCGUUUUCAUCUUCGCCUUCUUGUUUUCUGCUUUUGCGAUUAUUCUUGCUCCUCUCCUUCUUUUUGUUGUUGGGGGAGAGUUUUUUUUUUCCUUCUUCUCUGCUUUCGUACCCCGAAGGGAAACUCGAAGGGCUACCGUGAAGUAGAGUUUCGCGGAAAGGCUGACGGCCACUUCUUCUUCUUCCUUUUCUCGUUCUUCACCGUUCUGGUGAGGUGGGGACGCACAGCGAAAGAAGUAAGCCGCUACAGCAACAACUUCCAGUUAUAGGGAGGCUAUUAAGAAAGGUCUUGUCUCAGCUUAGUCGUGGUCUGCCUCUGUCGAGUCGCACCCAACUUACCUCGAGCACAGAAAAACCAGGUACACCCGCGCACGUAUAUAAAUCAUCUUGUUACCUUGUCGAAUCCUUUCCCUUCUGCUGUUCUUUUGUCGUUGUUCCUCCUCCCCCCCCUUCCUUCCUUUAUUACUAUUAUUAUUUCAGAUUGUUCAGACAACACUUACGCUGCUGCAUCUUCGCUUCUCCUCUGCGGCGCAACUACCGUUGACAUCCAUUAGCUUUUUUUUCUUCUUCCCUCUUCGUUUCGCAUUUAAUUUAGAGUCGAGGGACUCAGCAGUUGCCACGAGAAGCGGUGGGUAGACGAAGAAAGCCGAGCCGAAGAAGUAGAUAAAAUAAAGAGAAGCACUUCAGCAGCGUAAACCAACAAAACAGCGUUGUCGUUGCAGCUCAGACGCCGAAUAAUAUAUCGCUUUCUGACAGGAGGAGAAUCCAGCUGACGUACCACUAAUAAGGAGAGAAUAGAAAGAUACAUAAUAACAUAACGUAGGAGCGCAGUUUUUUCUAAUCGCAACCGUAGCAAUGGCGAGCCGUUACGAGCGUCAGGAGAAGAUCGGCGAGGGUACCUACGGCGUGGUGUACAAAGCUCGCGACACCUCCACCGCGGCCACGGUCGCCCUGAAGCGCAUCCGUCUAGACUCCGAGGAGGAGGGCGUCCCUUGCACGGCAAUUCGUGAGAUUUCUCUGCUGAAGGAGUUGCGGCAUGAGAACAUUGUGAAGCUGCUGGACGUGUGCCACAGUGAGCACCGGUUGACGAUCGUGUUUGAAUACUUGGACCUGGAUCUGAAGAAGUACCUCGACCGCGAGAACGGCAACUUGGAUGCGGCAACGAUCCAGCACUUUAUGCGAGAUCUGCUGCGCGGUGUCGCCUUUUGCCACCAACGCAGCGUCCUGCAUCGUGACUUGAAGCCGCAGAACUUGUUGAUCUCACGUGAAAAGGAGCUGAAGCUCGGCGACUUCGGCCUCGGCCGCUCCUUCGCCAUUCCUGUCCGGAAGUUCACGAACGAGGUGGUCACCCUGUGGUACCGCCCUCCCGAUGUGCUGCUCGGUUCCAUGCAGUACGGUCCGCCAGUGGACGUCUGGUCUGUCGGGUGCAUCUUCUCCGAAAUGGCCACGGGAACGCCGCUCUUCGCUGGCAAGAACGACGCCGACCAGCUCAUGCGCAUCUUCCGGUUCUUGGGCACGCCGAGCAAUCAGGUCUGGCCCUCGAUGAACCAGUACCCCAACUCGAACAACAUGCUCUCGCAGCCGGAGUUUUUGCAGAACUUCGAGCCGGAGUGGAGCAACGUGCUCGGCACCGUUCGCGGCUACGAGAAGCUCGGGCCUGCGGGUGUAGACUUGCUGGAGAAGCUGCUGCGCUACGAGCCGUCGGAGCGCAUCACCGCCGCAGAUGCGCUGAACCACCCGUACUUCAAUCUUCAGUUUUAAGACAAGCAGCGUUGAGGAGAACGAAAGAGAAAAAAGUACAUAUAUAUAUAUAUAUAUAUAUGUGCUCGAGUGCGGAAUGGAGGAGGAGCGGAAAGAGUCCUAGGUGCCAGAGGCGAGGAUUCUGGCCCUCUUCUUCUCCUUCACAGCAUGUAUUCUGGUGUCGGGUGUUCUCUUUUUAUGAGGCGUAGUGCCGAGGAAGAAGAGGAGGAGGCUCCUAUCAACGCAAGAAGAGGUGGUGAAGAACGGGAAAGAUAAAUGUUUUUUUUUUUUCUUUUCUUCUACUAUAUAUGUUUAAUUUGCUGAAGGGGAUACUCACGUAUAUGAAGUGAUAAAGGUGCGAAUGCUGCUCUAUUCGGUUUCUUUCAUCAGCAUUAUUAUUAUUAUUGUGUUGCUGGUGGGGUCGGUCUCAGUGGAGGGAUGUCGUUGUCCGUUUUGCCGUUUGUUUCUCUCUCCUCCCCCCCCUUCCCCUUUCUGGUUUCUUUUGAAUGCACGUAGCGCCACUCCUCUCACUUCCGGAACAUCCGCAAGGUGUCUCUUCAUUUUUUGUUUCUUUCUCUUUUCCCUUCCUUAGUUUCUCGCUCUACGCUCAUUUGCGCUGCUUUGAGUCUUUCUUUUUUCUCGUCUCACUUCGUUGUAGAUUGCGUUCAAACAACGACUUUGUGUGUCUGUGGUGGGUGGUGGUGAUGGUGGUUGUCGUGGUGGGGGUGUUUCUGGAUGUAAUGCCACAGCGGAUUUGCUUGCGGGGUCUACACCGUGUGUCCUCCACCUUUCUUUCUUUUCAUUUUCUUCUUCUUUUGAACUUCUUUUCGUUCUUCUCUUUCCCUGUUUGCACCGCACACCUCCGCGCUUUCCACCCUUUCUUCCUUUCCUUGUCUUGCUUGGCGUCUCUCUGCGUUGGUUGGGCUUGUGGGUGAGCCGGUGCAGUUUGUUGUGUGUGUGUGUGUGUGUGUGCCCUUUCAUAAGGGGUGAAAUCAGUGUCUGUGCGGAUGGAAGACGACGGCGAUGCGGUGAGUGGACCUCCGCGGCGACUCAGCGUCUAGAUAUACUUAGUUAUUAUUUUUGUUUUCUCUCUCUCUUGUGGUUCUAACCAUCUUUGUGUCGUUCCUUUGACCUCAAAAUCCCCAAAAGCAGGAAAGACGUGCCCUAUCUGCAACACGCACGCAUAC
This is a messenger RNA of Leptomonas pyrrhocoris, 3093 nucleotides long. Its product is annotated as putative mitochondrial cell division protein kinase 2,cdc2-related kinase (CRK1). Gene Ontology annotation, molecular function: cyclin-dependent protein serine/threonine kinase activity; ATP binding. Gene Ontology annotation, cellular component: nucleus; cytoplasm. Gene Ontology annotation, biological process: protein phosphorylation. Bases 1022 to 1927 code for a protein of 301 amino acids. The transcript has a single exon. NCBI's taxonomy places the organism in Eukaryota, Euglenozoa, Kinetoplastea, Trypanosomatida, Trypanosomatidae. The record is from RefSeq and is a predicted model, not a curated record.